Messenger RNA from Quercus robur (English oak), 2330 nucleotides. RefSeq lists its product as uncharacterized. Lineage: Eukaryota; Viridiplantae; Streptophyta; Magnoliopsida; Fagales; Fagaceae. The transcript is spliced from 4 exons. The record is from RefSeq and is a predicted model, not a curated record. The coding region runs from base 553 to 2265 and encodes 570 amino acids.
CCUGGUCCUACCUCGCCAGGGAUUGCUAUAGAUGUGUACUUGGAACCGUUAGUAGAAGAACUAAGGGAGUUAUGGGAUGUUGGAGUACAAGCAUACGAUGCAUCUUCAAAAGAAGUAUUCCAAUUGCGUGCAGCAUUGAUGUGGACCAUAAAUGAUUUUCCUGCAUACGCAGAUUUGUCGGGUUGGAGUACCAAAGGUGAGUUGGCGUGUCCUUCUUAUGCCGUGAAGACCGAGUCUCGAUAUUUGAGAAAUGGUCGCAAAUUCUGUUACAUGGGACAUCGGCGAUGGUUGGAUGUUGACCACGAUUUCCGCAAAGAUGGUAUGUCAUUUGAUGGAUCUAUUGAUACUUGAUUGGCUCCUGAACCACCAGUCACAUCUGACAUUAUUGUGGAAACUGAACAUUUACUUGGACGUUGUCUGGGUACGAAAUGUCAGCUUGCUUACAAAAAAAGGAAGAGAAGGGAGGCAGACCAGAGUGGUUGGAAGAAAAGGAGUAUAUUUUUUACCUUGCCUUAUUGGGAGGAUCACAAGUUGCGACACAAUCUUGAUGUGAUGCAUAUAGAGAAGAAUGUGAUGGACAAUAUACUAAGCACACUGUUGAACUUGAAGGAUAAAACGAAGGAUAAUUACAAGGCACGCCUUGACUUGGCGGACAUGGGGAUAAGGAGUGAACUCCACCUACAACGAAAAAGUGAUGACCAGUAUACCAUACCGGCUGCAUGUUUUCAUAUGACUUCAUCGGAGAUAGAUGGUUUCUUGCAAGUUUUGAAGGAUGUAACAGUGCCCGAUGGGUACGCUUCCAAUAUCUCACGGCGUGUGAAUAUGAAAGAACGCAAGAUUUCUGGUUUGAAGAGUCAUGAUAAUCACAUAUUGAUGCAGCAACUUUUUCCCAUAGCAUUACGUGGGUCUUUGCCAUUUCAUGUUAGUAGGCCUUUGAUAAAGUUAGCUUGCUUCUUUAGAGAAAUUUGUUCCAAAACCCUUACGGUUUCAGAUAUUGUGACUAGUGAGGCAGAGAUUGCAGUGACAUUGUGUGAAUUGGAAAAGAUAUUUCCUCCAUCCUUCUUUACAGUGAUGGUACAUUUGGUCAUGCACUUAGCUGCUGAAGCUAAGAUUGGUGGUCCAGUGCACUACCGUUGGAUGUAUCCCAUUGAGAGGUACCUCUCACGUCUUAAGUCUUACGUACGAAAUAGAGCUGCUCCGAAAGGGUCUAUUGCUGAAGGAUACAUAGUAGAGGAGUGCUUAACAUUCUGUUCACGGUAUAUGGAAGGAGUGGAAACUAUAUUCAAUCGACCCACCAGGAUGAUUGAGGAGUCAACGGGGGUGGUUUCGAUCAUGACAUUAAACAAUAAAGAGUGGACCCAAGCCCAUCGCUACGUUUUAUUCAAUUCUGAAAACAUCAACCGCUUUCGUGAGAUGCACAAAAGAUUGAUAGAGGAUGAACUUCGAAAAGGCCACAAUCGUAACGUUUCCGAUGCCAUUAUAUAUAAGCACCACAUGGAGAAGUUUUGUACUUGGUUUGGGGGUCACGUGAUGUCCCUCACUGGUGCUGAUAAGGAAAUGGAGGGAGUUAGUGAUACCCUUGUUGCAUUGUCCAAAUGGUCGUAUAUUUAUGUAAAGCGGUUCAAGCAUUAUGUAAUAAAUGGCUUAAAAUUUAGGAGUGUAAAUGAUGAGGCAAAUAGGAAAACGCAGAAUAGUGGAGUUAGUGUGGCUACUGAUGGGGGCAAUACUUACUAUGGUAUUUUAAGUGAUAUAAUUGAGUUGAAUUAUUCUGACAAUAUCAAACAUGUGUUAUUCAAGUGUAAAUGGGUUCAUGACCAACAUAGGAGAGGAUAUAGGACUGAUGAAUUUGGGUUUCCUAUGGUAAACUUUACACACUUCAUACAUGGUGGGGAUAAAAUGAUAGAUGAACCAUACGUCUUGGCAUCUCAAGCUACACAAGUUUUUUAUGUGGAAGAUAAAAGACACAAGGAUUGGUAUGCUGUUGUCAAAACUAAAGCUAGGGACGUGUUUGAUGCUGGUGUUGGUUCCCAACGUGAGGAGGAUGACAUAUAUAGUUUUUCUGAAAAUGUUCCCUACAAUAUAAGUAGUAAUGAGGUUGUGAGUGACAACCUUCGUUGGGCUCGGGAUGAUCUAGAGGGAAUGACAAUUGAUGCCUCCAUCAUUGCUGAAAGAGAUCUUCAUGGAGUAAACAAUGAAGAUGAGUUUAUUGACGAUGAGUUUGACAAUGAAGACGACAACAAGGAUGAGUACACCGAGGAUGAGUAGUGUAAUAAUUUAGUAGUGUAUUAUGUGUUUGGAUGUUACAGUUGUUAAUGAAAACGUAUUCAUUC